Messenger RNA from Pteropus alecto (black flying fox), 1179 nucleotides. RefSeq names its product chromosome unknown C17orf107 homolog (gene CUNH17orf107). The record is from RefSeq and is a predicted model, not a curated record. NCBI's taxonomy places the organism in Eukaryota, Metazoa, Chordata, Mammalia, Chiroptera, Pteropodidae.
ACAGGACCUGGAGGCGGGGCCGUGGUGGAGAUUAGCUCGAAGCCGCGCCCCCUACCCUGGAACCGCCCACCCCACGCUUACGUGGCGCAGACGCAGGGACUGGGCGUGAGUGGUGGGCGUCCGCAAAGACACGUUGAGCACGAUGACGCAAUUCAUGACAAUGAGCGUGGCAACAACCAUGACGAAAAUGAGGUACCUGAGGAGCCCGAAGUGCGUGACGUCACAGCCUCCCCAUGUUCCCGGAACCACAGAGAGCGCCGCUCUCCUCUGACCUCACAAACAACUUUCCGCAGGGGGUGGAGUGAGACUCCUGAGUUGCUCCUUUGAGGGGCCACACGCGUCCCCUGGUUCUUCUCCCCUUCCUAUCGCUCAUGGCAGCCAUGAAGGGAAUCCCCAGCUCCUUGGAAACCCUGCUGUGGGUCUACCACUUCCACAGCUCCACGGAGGUGGCCCUCCAGCCUCCCCUUCUAUCUUCCCUGGAACUAGCUGUGGCCGCAGCCCAUGAGUAUCUGAAGCAGAGAUUCAGAGAGCUGAAGUCCCUGGAGCCGCUGGAACCGAAGAAUACGCCCGCUCCGAAGCCCACCCUGGGGCUGGUGCUAAGAAAAGCUGUGGCAAGUUUCGUGAACUUCGGCGCCACCUUAGAGAUCUCAGCCCUAUGGCUGCGGCAGUCGGUGGGCCGACUAGAUGGCGACGACGGCAGCCCGGGACCAGACUCCGGUGAUCCGGGUGGAGCGCUGGCCCAGGUAGCCUAGGCUGUGGGGCAGGGUGCUCGGUAAGCGAAGGUUACGCGGCUUCUGCUCCAGGGGGCGAGGCUAUGCCUGUGUGGACGGGGUCUACAGAGGUCUGCCUCAUUUCUGCAGCAGUGGCGACUCCAGCUGGGCUUCGGAACCUCCGGGGAACCGGUGAGUUCGGGAUGGGGGUGAGUUGGGGGCCAGAGGCCGCGCGGCUGGGGAGGCACUGAGCCAGCCCGUCCCCAACAGAGAUACUCAGGAGACUCAAGACGUCCAGCAGCAGCGCUGAGGACGGGGAUCCAGAGACUCCAUCGCAGUCCCAGCCCCACUUCGCGUUCAAAUAAAGCCCAGGCCGGGAUGAGACAGCUUAAGCUGCUCCCGGAGUUUUUUGGUGUUGGCCCCGCCCUCCCCCGCCUCGUCCCUCUUAGCUCCGCCCCAUGCCAGUCUG